AGAGGGAGAGAGACAGACAGACAGAUAGGUAGAUAGAGAGAUAUCGAGGUGGAGAGGGGUGGUGGUAGGGAGAGACAGAGACGAAUAGGGUAGCCGCGGAGUGGCGCGCGCGGUGGCGCGAGAAAGCGCUUAAAGCGAGCACACGGGGUGAGAUGUGCGCUGGUUGGUGUAGUUGUAUAUUGUUUUGAAAAGUGUCGGCGCGCGCGAACGUACGCGACGCAUCGUGUCGUGCUCGUCGCAACGCGCGGGCUUGGAAAACCUCUCGGACACCGAGAGACAGAUUAGAGAGAAGAAAGAAAGAGGGAGGCAAAGAGAGAUAGAGAGCGCGAAAGAGCCGGAAUUAUUUCUGGCUUCUCCGGACGAGAGAGAGAGAGAGAAAGAGAGAGAGAGAGAGAGAGAGAGAGAGAGAGAGAGAGAGAGAGAGAGAGAGAGAGAGAGAGGCGAAGUGUACAUCUUUGUGUCUGCCGUCAUCAAUCGUCCCUCCGGCCGCGCGCGUUUAUCCGUACGUAUACACGCAGCAGCGUGCGCGUCGCUCCUCCACGCGUCUUGUGUACUCUCCUCUUGUCGUCCGUCUCUCGUCGCCACGCGCGUUCGUCAUCGUUGCUUCGUCUGUCCGUCCCCGUUCGUUCUUACGAGUCCGUGCGUACGUGUAUUCAUCCACCCACCCAUCCACCAUCCAUCCAUCCAACCAUCCAUCCAUCCAUCCAUCCAUCCAUCCAUCCGUCUGUCCGACCGACUGACUCUUUGCCCGCGUAUGCGUGCGUAAACCGGAAGGCCGGAGCGGGAACGCGGGAAAAACGUGUGUAGUCGCACGCAGGGUAAUGCACGCGGCAGGCGUCGCGACGCGACGCGCGAGACUGGACUUUCUCAUCGGGAGGAGUCGCGCAGCGGUGAGUGUCGCGGAGUGUGAGAAUUAACUGGGAAGAUCCCGCGCGCGGGCUCAUCUUCGUGGCCGGCUACGCGACGCUACAACUUUCGUGAACGUUGUUGCGAAGCGCGGUCUUCGUCGCAGCGACGAGGACGGUGUGUUAGUUGUGGUGGUGUUGUCGUCGUCGCGGACCACGCCGACGACGACGACGACGACGGCGACGACGACGACGACGACGACGACGAGGAGAAGGUGGAGGAGGUGGAGGAGGAGAGCGGCGGGCAGCUGCGUCGUCGCGCGGACUUAGAGAACGUGAACGCGGUGUCGUUUUGUUGUACACGCUCGCUCUAACGCGCCUUGAUAAUCCCGGAGGAAGCAACAUCCCACCUUCGCCACCGCGGCUUGGAUGGAUACUGUGCAUUAUUUCUGGACUAAGCAACCUACUACUUCGCGAGACGCUGUUUCGCCGCCGUCGGACGCCUCGCAGGACGAGGCACACUCACUCGCGAACAGCUGCGCGCGAUCGUCACGCUAUUGUUUAUGUGUCUUCCUCGCGCUCGCGGCGCAUACCUGAUCGAGCACCUAGAAUACAAAUCCGUCGCUGCGACGAGCUCCGUGGAGGAGAAGCUUCGACAGGAAGCUCCGUUUCGCUUUUCAACCUAUUGCUCGACUCAAAAGUACGCUACGCUGCCAACUGAAAAUGCUACGUGCAGGACAAUGUAAAGAAAGUAUGCUCGCUCAGCAGUUGCCGACUCUUGAUUCUUGUCUCUCCCGGCGUGAGUUCAAAAGUAGAGGCAGUGCGGUGGCUGCAGCCGACACCAUUUCCGCGCCGUGGACCCCCGCGAGUUCCGGGCCGCCGCCCGACGCCAACGGCUCCGGCUCGGAUACGAAGAACCUCGACGUUGGCGAAAUUAGCGAUGACGAGAAGGACCUGUCGGCAGCGGACGCGGAGGGUGUGUGGUCGCCGGAUAUCGAACAGAGCUUCCAGGAAGCUCUUACCAUAUAUCCGCCAUGCGGUCGACGCAAAAUCAUCCUUUCCGACGAAGGGAAGAUGUACGGUGAGUCCCACAAUUUCCUAUCUCUAUCGUUCCUCUAUCGGUCGAUCGGAAAAGAGUGAAGAAAAAGGAAGAAAGCGUCGUCUCUCUUUUCGUAACUUGACGUAACUCGAACAGACUGACUGGAUCUGCCUCGCGCGCACGUGAUGAUGAAGUUCGUCGCGAACUUCGAGAACGAUACUUGCGAGACCGCGAAAUCGAAUCGAAUCGCUCGCUCGUAAUAAAUUAUGCGAGCGUGCUAUAUAUAUUUUGAAACCAUGAUGUCAAAAUUGAAUGUACACUAGAGACUGAGCAGAAAAUACUCUCUCUCUCUCUCUCUCUCGCUCGUUCGUUCGAGAUUCAGAAUUUUAGGUAAGGAAAAAUAUUCGGUUCGAUUUUCCUGUCAAAAUAAGCUUUAUCGCGUUCGACGAAAACAUGAGUCACUCAUCGGCCGACUAAUCAUCGUCGUCGUCGAGCUUCGACAAUUUUCUGGCGUCAGGACGCUAUCAGCGUCGUCCUACAUCUUUCUAAAAUUGAACCAAACUUUCGGGCUCUGGUCUGGCGUUCAUUUUCUACGAGAAAGAACUAUUCUUUAAGUAAAAUGUCGAGAGACUCGGAGACACUCGCGUUCUCUCCCUCGCACGAGAGAGAAGAAAGAGAGAGAGAGAGAGAGAGAGAGAGAGAGAGAUAGAGAGAGAGAGAGAGAAACGUUCAUUCGCAUUACGAGGAGAUAAGGUACGUCCCGAGACCACCUGAGGAAAAGCCCCGAAGGUAAGGACGCCGUUCGACGGGCGUCCGGCGACGGCGACGGCGACGGCGACACCGACGGCUACCACCGUCCUCGUCGACGAAGCCCCUCCGUUCGGCCGCCGCCACGUACGCGACACGACGGACAAACGUCCAGACGGGCGUCGUUAUUGCCCGGUGCUGAGGUCAGUCUACGUGACUGACCAGAUAUUGCCUGGUACGAGCGGCGGUACCACCGUGGCCACCACCGUAAACCACCACCACCAUUAACCGCCAUGAACUCGCCACCGGGGCAAUAACGCCUCCUCGUCUUCGGAGGAUAUUCGCUCCUCGCUCGCCGUUCACGCGCGCGGUCCUUCUGUGUGUGUACGUGUGUGUGUGUGUGUGUGUGUGCUCUCUUUGCGCGUCUUUUGUAUUAAUCCUCGUUCUCUUCUUCUCCCUCGCUCUUCCUCUCUUUCUUCCGAAUUUGCGGACGUACGGUCGACUCGCCUGCCUCCCCUUCCCUAGCUUUCGAGGAGGAGGGUAAUAAAUCGCCGACGGGGUAAAUCGCUGUGAGACGGACGCGGACGCGGGUGGAUAUGUAAAUUUGCUCACACGCUAAUGACGCUAAUUCAGUCCUCUGACACGAAGUCACGAUGAGCGAUCGAUAUGUAACUUGCGCGAAAUUUAAUUUCUGAGGGUCGCGUCUUUGCGUUGGAAAUUGCGAACGGCGCGAGGUAUCGCGGAGCGGUACGGAGGGAGCUCGCGCGCGAGUCCCGUUUCAGGCUAUUUUCCGAAUUCGGAUUCGAGUCGAGCUACUACGGU
Messenger RNA from Harpegnathos saltator (Jerdon's jumping ant), 3453 nucleotides. RefSeq names its product TEA domain transcription factor 1 homolog scalloped (gene scalloped). Lineage: Eukaryota; Metazoa; Arthropoda; Insecta; Hymenoptera; Formicidae. The record is from RefSeq and is a predicted model, not a curated record. Gene Ontology annotation, biological process: regulation of transcription by RNA polymerase II; embryonic organ development; hippo signaling. Gene Ontology annotation, cellular component: transcription regulator complex. Gene Ontology annotation, molecular function: RNA polymerase II cis-regulatory region sequence-specific DNA binding; DNA-binding transcription factor activity, RNA polymerase II-specific. The transcript has 4 exons. The coding region runs from base 1569 to 1985 and encodes 138 amino acids.